Alligator sinensis (Chinese alligator) is the source of this 1564-nucleotide messenger RNA. It is a transcript of the gene MAX, whose product is annotated as MYC associated factor X. The transcript is spliced from 4 exons. The record is from RefSeq and is a predicted model, not a curated record. Gene Ontology annotation, cellular component: RNA polymerase II transcription regulator complex. NCBI's taxonomy places the organism in Eukaryota, Metazoa, Chordata, Crocodylia, Alligatoridae. Gene Ontology annotation, biological process: positive regulation of transcription by RNA polymerase II. Gene Ontology annotation, molecular function: DNA-binding transcription factor activity; protein dimerization activity. The coding region runs from base 16 to 498 and encodes 160 amino acids.
CGCACAGCCCUGCACAUGGCCGGGCCGGAGGCAGCCGCGUGCGAGGUGAGAGCUGCUGCUUCCCGCACGCAGGCUGACAAGCGGGCUCAUCAUAAUGCGCUGGAGCGCAAACGCAGGGACCACAUCAAAGACAGCUUUCACAGCCUGCGGGACUCUGUCCCGUCCCUUCAGGGGGAGAAGCAACAGGCAUCCCGGGCCCAGAUCCUUGACAAAGCCACAGAGUACAUCCAGUACAUGCGCCGGAAAAACCACACCCACCAGCAGGAUAUUGAUGACCUCAAGCGCCAAAACGCCUUGUUGGAGCAGCAAGUGCGGGCACUGGAGAAGGCACGGUCGAGUGCCCAGCUGCAGGCCAACUAUACAGCAGCAGACGGCAGCCUGUACACCAACCCUAAGGGCAGCACCAUCUCCGCCUUUGAUGGCGGUUCUGACUCCAGCUCCGAGUCAGAGCCUGAAGAGCUGCAGAGCCGGAAGAAGCUGCGCAUGGAGGCCAGCUAGAGGCCCCACGGCAUUGGCAUGGCCCUGCCACCCCUGGGGCCCCGUGCUGCCCACCCGCCAGCUCUCGAAGGACUCUCUCUCCCUUCUGUCGUAGAGGCUCUCGGACUGCAGCUUUCUGCCCCGCCACUCUCACAACAGCGGCCCUACUCAGCAGCUCUGCCCCCAGGGGGCCGGCUGGGCCCUGUGCCCCCUGGACGAACAGAUGGCCAGCCCAGGCCAGGCCAACGAGAGACUUGGAAUCUGUGAACCGCCCAGCUCUGAGGAGAUGCCCCCUCCUCUUCUCUUGCCCUACUCUGCAAGUCACGCCUCUUGUUUUAUACAAGCCUUUCUAUUUAUACCAACAGGGCCAGGCCAGGCCUGCCUUGAGUCUGUGCUGACGGGGGCAGGGAUGGCAGCACCUAGUGCCACCUGGCUGCCACUUAGCCCUCAGGAAGGUCACUGCACUCUCCCAUUGAGACCCAGGCAUCUGGGCUCCCACCACAAAGCACUGGGCUGGGGUGGGAGAGGUGCUGUUUUCCAAUCUGGGGCAUGUGGUGGUGACUAGCUAUUUAUUUCCUGCUCUUAAAACUGUAUGGCCAGAUUCACUCCACCUCUGUUCUAGGGGCUCCCAAGCAACAGAUCCAUGAAAUAAUGAUCAAAUCUCUGCACCUUCCUGAGGCAGAGCCCUGUUUUUAUUUUGUCUGUAAAUAUCCCUUCUCUAUCCCCCUUGCUCCCCAGUACUGCUCAGUGCAGCUUGGCUUCACCCUGGGGCAGGUGGGGCCAGGUCCCAGUGGGAUAGGAAAGGGCACUGGGCCUGCGCUCUGUGACGGCAUGCGUGUGUGCGUGCGUGCUUGUGUGUGUGAGUGCGUGAGAGCAUGGCUGAAUCGUGGUCCCUCUUGUUUUCUCUCUUCCCAGUUGGUUUGUGGCAUUUUUGACCCUGUAGCAUUCACCGUGUAGGUUGGCCCUGUCCAGGUUUUGCCGCCAUUCUGUGAACCUGACGUAUGUUGUACAUACUGCCCAGGAGUGUCUUGCAAGUUAAAGCUUCCCUUACUAUAAGACUAUAAAUAAAAAAUCUUAUUUUAUCCUU